CUGCUGCAAAAGUUGUCUGAUAGAUAUCAGAAACAGAAACGUAGUAAAAAGAAAUUUAUUUCCAGAAAGCCUACAAACAACCAAACAAUUCACGAAAUCGUGGCCAAUCCAUUGCUGGAUCUUCAAUUGCCACCACAUUGAAGCGUUCAAGACCAAAUUGGACUCAAUCUCUGUUAAUAAUUACGGAAUAUGCCACUAUCAACUCUUUUCAUUCUACUCGAGUACACCAAGACCUUUCAGUUCUGUCCAAACAAUAAAUACUCCCAAAGCGCCUCCCCUUCCUCUCGAUAAAAGCCCAAACCUUCACAUUACUGACCUAAUUUUCUCGAGAAAAUUAUACUUCCUGGGAAAAUUUCAGAGAUUUUUUGAAAUGCCAGAGGAAGAAGAGGCAGGAUCCCUGCCUGACCAUCUGCGGUGUAAAAGAACAGAUGGCAGGCAAUGGAGGUGCAAUCGACGAGUAAUGGACGAUAAAAAACUCUGUGAAGUUCAUCAUCUUCAAGGCCGCCAUCGCCAGCAUCGGCAGAAAGUGCCGGAGUCGCUGAAACUCCAGAGGAAAGGCAAGAAAAUCUUCAAGGUUCAACGCAAUCCGUUAGUUAGGGCUCAGAAGUUUAGGAAAAUGAAGAAGAAGAAGCGAGUGAUCGGUGAAUCUGAGGCGCUGGAUGAAGCCGUGAAGAAAAUGAAACUAAAGCGAGGAGAUUUACAGUUGGAAUUGAUAAGAAUGGUGUUAAAAAAGGAAGUAGAGAAGCGCAAGAAGCGAAAAGAGUUUGAAGAUGGGGAUGGAGAGAAUUCUGAUAACAGUGAUAGCGACAGUGACACAGAGUUCACAAGAGUGUUACCGAAUGGAUUAAUGGCGGUUUCUACAAUAUAUUCUAGUACAAAUUCUGACAAUGCAGGUAGUUCUUGUGCUGUGAAAAUUGGUGCCGAACCAACGACGGUUAGCAGAAGGUGUUUUCGGUCCAAGAACAUUGAACCAGUGCCAGUUGGCCCAUUGCAGGUUGUGCCUUAUAAAAGGGAUGUUGUGGGUUUGAGGAGGAGGAAGUGCCAUUGGUGUAGGAGAAGGAAUUCGAGUUUGAUAAAGUGUUCAAGCUGUCGAAAACUGUUUUUCUGCCUGGAUUGUGUAAAAGAGCGGUAUUUCGAUACACAAGAAGAGGUUAAGAAGGCAUGUCCAGUCUGUCGUGGAACUUGUGGCUGUAAGGCCUGCUCAUCAAGUCAGUGUAGAGACUUGGAUUAUAAGGACUUGCUGAGGGGCAAAACUGAAGUGGACAAAGUUCUGCAUUUUCAUUAUUUUAUCUGUAUGCUUCUUCCCGUUUUGAAACAAAUUAAUCAAGACCAGAGCAUCGAGCUAGAGAUAGAGGAGAAAAUGAAAGGCCAAAAACCUACUGAAGUUCAGAUUCAAGAAGCUGAACUUAACUGCAAUAGGCAAUUUUGUUGCAAUAACUGUCAGACUUCUAUAACGGAUCUCCAUAGAAGAUGCAAGAAUUGUUCCUAUACGCUCUGCUUAAGCUGUUGUCGAGACAUUCUUCCGGAGAGUGUAUCUGGAAGCAUUAGAUCUUUCAUUUGCAAAUGCCCAAAUAUAAAAAAGGCUUGUACCUCUGGAGCCCAACUUUUGGAGAAAAAGUCUGUUACCACCUAUAAGCAAAGUUAUGGGAGCAGAAAUUUUUAUUCAUCUGCAUCAUCGCUUAAUUGGAAAUUUCCUGAGAGUGGUGUUGGUAUAUCAUGCCCACCCAUGGAGUUUGGUGGUUGUGGUGAUAGCCUCCUCGAUUUGAGAUGUGUUUUCCCUUCUAGUUGGAUCAAAGAGCUGGAAAUUAGCGCAGAACAAAUUGUUGGCUGCUACGAGUUGCCAGAAACCAUAGAUAUGUCAUCUUGUUGCUCAUUGUGUUCGGAGAUAGAUGAUGAAGCUAAUGGAACCAGGCAACUGCAAAAGGCAGCUACAAGGGAGAAUUCACAUGAUAACUUUUUGUACUACCCUACUGUUAUGGAUAUUCAAGGUGAUAAGAUUGAACACUUUCAGAAACACUGGGGUAAAGGUCAUCCUGUAGUAGUUCGAAAUGUACUUCAGGGAACAUCAGAAUUGAGUUGGGAUCCAAUAGUCAUGUUCUGCUCUUAUCUUAAGAAUAGUGGUCCCAAACCUGGGGAUGAUGAGGGAGCAGCGAAUGAUGCUGAUUGCCUGGACUGGUUUGAGGUGGAAAUUGGUAUUAGCCAGUUAUUUUUGGGAUCUGUUCGGGGACAAAAGCGAGCUAAUAUGUGUGAUGAGAAACUAAAAUUGAAGGGUUGGCUUUCUUCUCGUUUAUUUCAAGAGCAAUUUCCAGAUCACUACACCAAAAUCAUUAAAGGCGUACCUUUUCCAGAAUACAUGGAUCCCGAAUCAGGUGUUUUAAAUAUUGCUUCAAAGUUGCUGCAGAAAUUGCCAAAGCCUGACCUGGGUCCAUGUGUUUAUAUUUCAUAUGGCAGCGGUGAGGAACUUGUGCAGGCUGAUUCUGUGACAAAAUUAUGUUACGACUUAUGUGAUGUGGUUAAUAUUCUGGCACAUACUACCAAUGAUCCUGUAUCAACAAAGCAGCUUAAUAAGAUAAGGGAGUUGAUGAAAGGGCACAAGAGUGACGAUCAAAUGGACUCUGCAUAUGUUGCUUCUGAUCAGAAAUCAUCAUUAAAUGGAGAAGACAUGGAAGUAGGACAAUGUGAUGUGAUUGGAGAUGAUUUAACCAGAUGUGAAACCAGUGAUUUAUAUCGCAAAGAUAAAAACAUGUCCGAGGAUGGAGAAUAUGAUACUGAUUCUGAUUCUUCAAUACCUUGUCGUGGGACUAUUCGGAGAUCAAAAGCAUCAGAGAAGACAAAGAUUUCUGAUUCCAAAUAUUUUACAGAGGAAAGAAUGGCAGAAACUUGUGGUGCACGGUGGGAUGUGUUUCGCAGACAGGAUGUUCCAAAGCUUAUAGAAUACCUUCGGAAGCACUCAAAUGAGUUCACUCAUGGAAAUGGCAUUCACAAGCAUGUUGUUCAUCCAAUUCUUGAUCAGAAUUUCUUUCUUGACACAACUCAUAAGAUGAGGCUAAAGGAGGAGUUUGAAAUUGAACCCUGGACUUUUGAGCAGCAUGUUGGAGAGGCUGUCAUCAUUCCUGCUGGAUGUCCCUACCAGAUUAAGAAUCUUAAGUCUUGCGUGAAUGUGGUUUUGGACUUUGUGUCACCGGAAAGUGUUAGUGACUGCAUCCAGUUGAUUGAUGAACUUCGACUGCUUCCGUAUGGCCAUAAAGCCAAACUAAACAAACUUGAGGUGAAGAAAAUGGCACUAUAUGGUAUUAGUACAGCAAUCAAGGAAAUUCGUGAGCUAACAUGUGCGGAGUAAGUGUAAGUGCUUAUAGGAUGUAAAAUUUUUACUUCCUGUCUAUUUGUUUAGCUCAUUGCCUGAAGCACGUCAAAGUAUACAGCAUCUAGUUCAGGGUUGUAAUUGCCACAUUACUUUGACUUGAGUUGCCUCUCCCAGAACUGUAAGUUUCAAUCUAUGGUUUGGGUAACUCCAUUCAUAAUCAAGUACAUAAUUGGAGCGACUGAUAAGAAGGUGAAAUUUUUACUGUGAAUAGAGUCAUCUAUGUUUAUGUAUGAUGGUUACAGCUUUUUCAGGGCUAACGAUUGAAAAGUACUACCCUAUAAAUUAGAUCAUUGAAUUCUACAAGUUCUAAGAAAACUCUAGAAUAGAGUUUUCUACUUUGACUA
Messenger RNA from Mangifera indica (mango), 3708 nucleotides. RefSeq names its product lysine-specific demethylase JMJ25-like. Gene Ontology annotation, molecular function: histone H3K9 demethylase activity; chromatin DNA binding; transcription coregulator activity. NCBI's taxonomy places the organism in Eukaryota, Viridiplantae, Streptophyta, Magnoliopsida, Sapindales, Anacardiaceae. The record is from RefSeq and is a predicted model, not a curated record. Bases 371 to 3340 code for a protein of 989 amino acids. The transcript is spliced from 12 exons. Gene Ontology annotation, biological process: regulation of transcription by RNA polymerase II. Gene Ontology annotation, cellular component: histone deacetylase complex; chromatin.